ACAACACUUGGUACGAGUAACUCUUACCGUAGAUUAGUUGGCAUAACGAUAUAUUACAACCAGAAACAAAGGUUAACUGACUGCCAGGCCAAAGAGUUAAUCAGUUAACGAAGAUGGAAAUUAUUUCAUUAGCAAACGAUACGCAGGACAUAACUGCAUGGGUAGAGGAUACAGACGACAUGACUUCCCUGGAAAAUGAUACGGAAAACAUAACUUCAUUGGCAAACGAUGCAGGGGACAUAACCUCAUGGGAAAAUAGUACUCCGUUUACUACGUUCUGCAGUGAUAACUGGACGUCAAGAGCCGAAGUCGGAAGUGGCAUCAUCCCCUGUCAGUACAACAAACAUCAACUAGAACAGGUGUACUUAUUCUACAUUUUCGCAUAUCUACCUCUUCUGCUGGUUUGCACCAUCGGCAACGUACUCAAUCUGGUAAUCCUAAUGCGCAAUCUGCGCAACUGGAAAACAUCUGCACGGUGUUAUAUGUUGGGAACUGCCGUUGCCGAUCUCGGUGCUCUAUGGUUAGGAUUGCCCUUUUGCGUGGUGAAUAUAGGGAUACAGUACAACCUGCCGUUUGAGAAUAAUUCGGACGUAACCACAAAACUGGGCCUCCUGGGUGGGUGUACCGCAUGGUUUCAGCAAAUCUGCAUGCAGUGCUCUGACUGGAUACUAGUAGCGUUUAGCUGGGAAAGACUGCUGAUAGUUAUUAGCCCAUUCCGCUUCAGACCGUUGCAACGCGUGUCGACGGCCUGGAUCAUAAUAGCGAUCCUACUUGUCGUAGCGUUACCGAUUGGCGUAUUCCCUUUUGUCGGUUCCUACUUGUACUAUGCCGAUCGUAUAGACGAUGUUUUGCACCCUACCAGAGCGCCAGUUUGGUUUACUCGAUGGUUGAAGAUGGACGGCGCCUCUACGGUCAUUGUGCAAAUCGUGACCUUUAUCCUUAUCUUGAUCCCAAGCGUUUGUCUGAUCGUGUUUCUCAGCCGGCAGCACCGCUCAACCAUCAGCCAAAUGCGCCUUCAACAGCUACAGUCGUGGCGGUCGCGGUCCAGCUUAAAGCAAAAUGAUUCGAGUCCCGGUCGCUCCGACGCGGGCACUACCCUCAUCCUGCUUAGCAGUUCGGCAUUGUAUCUUGUCACCAGAUUCCCAAUGGUCGUUGAGUCUUGCUUGUUUUCCCUAAGCAAUUUACAUUACGACUGGACGGUUGAAAUGGUUGUCGGGCCUUUUGUCGACAUUGCCAUGUACGCUGGGUAUUCAUUUACAUUUUUCACUUAUCUUGUCACCACGAGGAAUUUCCGUGAGCAUUUCUUCAAAUUGUUUACCUCUCUGAUGUCCAUGAACGGUUCUUACGUAUACCAUACUGGAUCGUGGUGGUUCUGUAUGUGCUUCGAAACGGGACUUUCGACAUCAGCGUCAGCCGCGUAAAUAGUGCAACUCCGGAUACUUCCGCCACAACAACAACAAUCUCCAACUGUCAGUAAAACUGUGCCACCAGCUUGUGCAGGCAGAAUAUAACGUGUUAAUAAACUUUUGCACAUGUUUAUUGCUUUUAUUAAAGCAGUCCAUAAUAAAAUUAUAACAUCCAUUACUUCGUAUUGUAUUGUAAUUUGUACAUAUAUAAUUUUGCUGUUGCAGCUUAUUUUAAAAGGAGACCACGAUUCUCUGGCCAGUUUUAUUAAUUUUUAUAUGAAAAUGAGCCCGCUUUGUAUGAGGA
This is a messenger RNA of Paramacrobiotus metropolitanus, 1710 nucleotides long. RefSeq lists its product as uncharacterized. The transcript is spliced from 5 exons. Lineage: Eukaryota; Metazoa; Tardigrada; Eutardigrada; Parachela; Macrobiotidae. Gene Ontology annotation, cellular component: plasma membrane. The record is from RefSeq and is a predicted model, not a curated record. Gene Ontology annotation, biological process: G protein-coupled receptor signaling pathway. Gene Ontology annotation, molecular function: G protein-coupled receptor activity. Bases 114 to 1421 code for a protein of 435 amino acids.